AAAAGUUUAGUGUACAUCUAAACUCACUCAAGGUUGUUGUUUGGGGUCGUUCAACAUGGCAGCGGUGAAAUUAUUAAAAUUUUCUUCCUGCUCCUUUUUAAAAUCCUUAUCUGUUCGAAAUCUACGAAAGCUAUCAACUGCCACCUAUGCGCAAACACUGUUGAAUAUUCCUGAGACAAAAGUCACUACUCUUGAAAAUGGAUUUAAAAUCGCUACUGAGUAUUCAGAUACCCCUUGUUCAACCGUGGGCCUUUGGAUCGAUUCCGGGAGCAGGUUUGAAAGUCCCGAGAGCAAUGGUACUGCCAAUUUUGUUGAGCACAUGGCAUUCAAGGGUACUUCAAAACGAUCCGAGAAGGAUUUAGAAAUUGAAAUAGAAAAUAUGGGAGCAGUGUUUAAUUCGUAUACAGACAGAGAAGAAAGUGCUUUCUAUGCCAAUUGUCUUCCUUCUGAUGUACCAAAAGUUGUGGAUAUUUUGGCUGACAUCACUCAGAACAGCUCUUUUGAUAAUGCAAAAAUUGAAGAAGAAAGGCAAAAUAUCUUGAAGAAGUUAGAUGAAGCUGAAAGUAAUUUGAAGUUAGUGACCACAGACUACUUGCAUCUCACAGCAUAUCAGGGAACUCCUUUAGGACAGUCUGUUAUUGGUCCGAGCAAAAACAUUAAGAAGAUCUCUAAAGAAGACUUGUCAUUCUUUGUGCGAAAUAAUUUCCUGGCUCCUAGAAUGGUUCUAGCAGCUACUGGCAGUAUCAACCAUGACGAGUUAGUCAAACUUGCGGAAAAGAAUUUCUCAUCAGUACCUCUCACAUACACCAAUGAGAUCCCUACAAUCAAACCUUGUAGGUUCACCGGUAGUGAGAUUCGUGACAGAGAUGAUUGGAUGCCAUUCGCACAUGUAGCUGUUGCUGUGGAUUCAUGUGGGCAUAAUUCAGAGGACACAUAUCCUCUGAUGUUAGCUAAAACUCACAUUGGAAGUUGGGAUAAAACAUUAGCAUCUAGUGCUAACACAGUUAACCCUCUUAUUCAAAACAUCCAUGGAGAACCAAGAUGUCACAGUUUUGAAGCAUUUCACAUUCAGUACAGAGACACUGGAUUAUGGGGAAUCUAUUUUGUAAUGGAUGGCAUGGUUCUAGAUGACUUCAUGUAUAACUUACAAAAUGAAUGGAUGAAACUUUGUACAAGUUUUACUGAGAACGAUUUAAGAAUAGCUAAAAAUAUUCUAAAGGUUAACAUUUUACAAGAUCUGGAUGGAAGUACUCGGAAUUGUGCUGAUAUUGGCAGGCAAGUACUUCAUUAUGGAAAAAGAUUGCCAUUGGCUGAAGUGGACGACAAGAUUGAGUCUAUAACGCUGAAACAACUGAAAGAUGUAUGUUCAAAAUACAUUUAUGACAGAUGUCCAGCUAUUGCUGCUGUUGGUCCAAUUGAAGCAAUGACUGAUUAUAAUCGUGUCCGUUCUAACAUGUACUGGCUAAGAUACUAAAGUAGUAAACAGUAAAUAAUCUUUGUAACUUUUUCUAUGUUUCAAAGUUAAAUUAAAAUUGUACAUAGUAAUGUCAAGGUGUGUAAUCUUCUGGUCAAAAGGACUUAUUAUCGCUGUCAAAUAAAGUAGAAAUUUAUAUGAAA
This is a messenger RNA of Uloborus diversus, 1617 nucleotides long. Its product is annotated as mitochondrial-processing peptidase subunit beta-like. Gene Ontology annotation, cellular component: mitochondrion. Bases 56 to 1474 code for a protein of 472 amino acids. The record is from RefSeq and is a predicted model, not a curated record. Lineage: Eukaryota; Metazoa; Arthropoda; Arachnida; Araneae; Uloboridae. The transcript is spliced from 14 exons. Gene Ontology annotation, molecular function: metal ion binding; metalloendopeptidase activity.